Messenger RNA from Vigna umbellata (rice bean), 1063 nucleotides. RefSeq lists its product as uncharacterized. NCBI's taxonomy places the organism in Eukaryota, Viridiplantae, Streptophyta, Magnoliopsida, Fabales, Fabaceae. The record is from RefSeq and is a predicted model, not a curated record.
GACACACUUGUGUGGAAUAUAAGGGCUUUGCCAGAUCUCUUAUUUAUUUCCCCCAAACCCCAACCCAACCAGUGUUACUGCAAUAUAAACUUCUUCCAUUCUUCAAUUCUCCCUCUUCCGUUCCGAUGGCCAUGGCUAAAACCUUGCCCUGUCAUGAUCUCACUCACCUCUCCGAUUUCGAUGCCUUACUCUCCGCAGACGAUUACAUCUCCAUUUGCGGUUAUGGUUCCCUUCUCUCCGAGAGAAGUGCCAGAAGCACUUUUCCCAACCUCGUUAACUUCCGAAUCGCCCGCUUAACCGGAUUCCGCCGUCUCUUUAAUUCCGUUGGAGCCAUCUUUUUCACUCAUGGUGUUGCCAAUAUCAAAACUGAGGAAAUUGCCGGGCUAUCUGUUGAGCCAUGUGAAGGUGAAACCAUUAUUUUAGUUGUUUUUGAGAUAAAGAAAACAGAGAUUCCAGCAUUCAUCGAAAGGGAACGCGCAUAUCGGUUUUUAGCUGUUGUUCCUGAAUCACUGGAUGGAAAGCCCUUUACCAAUCCUGCUGUUCUCUGUGCUUCUUACAGUGAUGAGGAGUUCUUUAAAUUUAAAUGCACUGAGGGCAGGGAAAAAUAUUUUGAACGGUAUGGAAAGUAUAAGAUCCAUAAGAUCUGGCGGGAUGAUGUUUUGCCAUGCCGUGUUUAUCUUCGUCACUGUGCCCUUGGUGCGAAAAGCCUUGGUGAAGAAGUGUACAAUAACUUUCUGGAUCAUACCUUCCUUGGUGAUCGUAAAACAACCAUACGUCAGUACUUUGAAAAGGCGGGUUCAAAAAUAAUGGAAGAAGAGCCACCUGAGUCUUUGAAAACCCGUUAUGGUGGUUGAUGUUUUUUUAGAUCAAACCAAUUUCACUGCUGUUCCAAAAUCUAGGAUGAAGAUAUAUUAAUAAAUUCAUAUGGGAGCAGAUGUUUAUUAGAAUAAUAUUUGUCUACUGUGAAUUUAAGCUACUGUUUCACUGCAUUAGUUUUACAAUACCUCCUGUUAUAUCUCUUGUAAUACCAAACUUUGUAUAUAAUAAACAGUAGACUUUACUU